Messenger RNA from Prosopis cineraria, 1813 nucleotides. RefSeq names its product putative pentatricopeptide repeat-containing protein At5g37570. Lineage: Eukaryota; Viridiplantae; Streptophyta; Magnoliopsida; Fabales; Fabaceae. Gene Ontology annotation, molecular function: RNA binding; protein binding. Bases 132 to 1808 code for a protein of 558 amino acids. The transcript has 2 exons. The record is from RefSeq and is a predicted model, not a curated record. Gene Ontology annotation, biological process: RNA modification.
UUCAUAGCGUAAGAGUGGAAUGAGGCUGAAAAAGAAGCCUGGUUAGCAUCGGAGAUCGAAUCAUCGAGCUUCCCAUAAACUUCGUUGUUUGUUAUUUUCUCAUGGGGGCGAGGAAAAUAUGAUUGAAGUUCAUGCACACCAACUCAGCAUCCUUGUCUCUGAUCAUUCAUCAGAAACACAAUACUUCGAUUCUUAUCAGUCACCUGCUCAAUACCAGUAAAACCAUCGAUCAUCUACGACAAACCCAAGUUCUUCUGCUUAAACACCUCAUAACACCCCAUCACUACCAAUACUUCGCAGGUCGUCUUCUCCUCCGAAUCCUCAAGUGUCCCGAUGAUAAUCUUCGUUAUGCCUCCCAAGUGUUUGAUCACAUACCCAGUUGCAAAAAUGGCUUCCUCUGGACAUCACUCAUUCGUAAAUACGCACUUCAUCACCAUUUUCACCGUUCCAUUUCUCUGUAUGCUAGAAUGCACCAAAAUGGGGUCUUGCCAUCAGGGUUCACCUUCACUUCUGUCCUUAAUGCUUGCGGCCGAGUCCCGGCUAUUUCUGAAGGAAAUCAAGUGCACUCGAGAGUUUUGCAAUCUGGGUUAUAUAAUAACAAGAUUGUGCAAACUGCCAUUCUUGAUAUGUACGCGAAAUGUGGGUUGUUGUCUGAUGCACGAGUAGUGUUUGAUGAAAUGGGUGAGAGAGAUGUUGUUGCCUGGACUGCUAUGAUUUGUGCGUAUACAAAGGUGGGAAUGAUGGUUGACGCAAUGUGCUUGUUUGAGAACAUGGAGGAAAGGAAUUCAUUUACUUGGACCACUAUGGUUGCCGGGUAUGCAAAUAAUGGUGAUAUGAAAUCUGCGAAGGAAUUGUUUGAUAUGAUGAAGGAGAAAAAUAUUGUCACAUGGGUUGCAAUGAUUGCUGGUUUUGGGAAAUGUGGUGAUGUGAGGGAAGCAAGAAGGGUGUUUGAUGAGAUACCAGUGCCAGAUGCCUCAAGUUUUGCAGCAAUGGUGGCUUGUUAUGCCCAAAAUGGUUUUGCAAAGGAAGCUAUUAAGAUGUAUAACAACAUGAGAGAAAGAAAGAUUAGAGUCAGUGUUGUGGCUGUGGUGGGAGCUAUAUCAGCUUGUGCACAACUUAGAGAUGUUCAUUUGUCAAGGACAUUAACCAACCAACUUGAAGAGGAUUGCUCUGAUAGGACGCUUGCUAUAUCAAAUGCAUUGAUCCACAUGCAUUCAAAGUGUGGAAACAUAGGCUUGGCCUGGAGGGAAUUCAAUAGAAUAAGCAAUAGAGAUGUGAUCUCUUACAGUGCAUUAAUCACGGCCCUGGCUGAGCACGGGAAAUCACAAGAUGCAUUAGAUCUUUUCUCAAGGAUGCAAAAGGAAGGAGUCAAACCAAAUCAAAUUACAUUUGUUGGAGUCCUCAAUGCAUGCAGUUAUGCUGGUCUUGUUGAAGAAGGGUGCCUGUAUUUCAACCAGAUGACAGAUUUAUUUGGAAUUAAACAGUUACCUGAACAUUAUUCUUGCAUGAUUGAUCUGCUUGGGAGAGCUGGGCAGCUGGAAAGGGCAUGCGAUCUCAUACAGGAAAAUGCUAGUGAAGAUGCCACAGCUUGGGGUUCUUUAUUAGCGGCUUGUAGAGUUCAUGGUAAUGUGGAACUAGGUGAGAUUGCAGCCAGACGUCUCUUUGAAAUAGACCCAAAAGAUUCUGCAAAUUAUGUUCUUUUGGCAAACACUUACGCAUCCAAUAACAGAUGGGAUGAUGUGGAAAAAGUCAAGAAGUUGAUGAAUGAAAGGAGAAUGAGAAAGUCUCCAGGUUGUAGUUGGAUUUAGAGAUA